Messenger RNA from Halichondria panicea, 2149 nucleotides. Its product is annotated as putative ferric-chelate reductase 1. Lineage: Eukaryota; Metazoa; Porifera; Demospongiae; Suberitida; Halichondriidae. The transcript is spliced from 12 exons. The coding region runs from base 88 to 1986 and encodes 632 amino acids. Gene Ontology annotation, cellular component: membrane. The record is from RefSeq and is a predicted model, not a curated record.
CUCAAGUCACGAGGUUUUCCUCACGAUGUUUAAAAAAAAUCGGCCUAAGAAGCAGUGCUAGUAGUGCAGCUAGUAGUGCAGUGCAAGAUGCAAGAGUUUCUUUUAGUAGUAGUGCUGCUGCUGUGCAGUGUAUCAGGCUAUCCUAGCGGCCCUCCAGCUGCAGACUACCCCAAUGUAGUGUGCAAGGAGCUCAGCCCCAGCCUACAAACCCAUGGACCCUCACACAGUGGACAUGGUGGAUACCUGCUUCAGUUGCAGCCUCCACUUACUAAAGCCUUUCACUAUGAGCCUGGAGUCGAGUAUAAUGUUGAGCUGGUUGGUACAACUCACUUCUUCAAGGGAUUUAUAAUACAAGCUCGGGACCCUGCCACGCCCCCUCCUGCUGCUCCUCGUCUGAUUGGCCAGUUCACAGCCGUCAGUGACGGAGCAAAGACCCUCAGCUGUGAUCAGGGGGGCGUGUCUGCUGAGGCCACUGUAGCUCAUAGCAACGCUCUCCCCCGCUCCCUAGUGCAGCUCACCUGGACAGCACCACUGAGCAAUGGCACUGUGGACUUCUUCUAUACUGUGAUGAGAGAGAAGGCUGUCCAUUUUGACCAGCUCAGUGCUGCUCAACUGGGACCACCCCCUGUUAGCGUUGCCCCUAGUAACACUCUUCCACCAAUCAAAACACCAGACAAAUAUCGGCUCCAGUUUCAAAAUCCAUCAGGUUGUGGCAUUGGCGACUGUAAUGUGUACGUUGCCAUAGAUACUAAUCGUGGUAACGACAGUUGGUUGGAUAUCUACAUGGAGGGUAAAGCGGAAGGAUGGGUGGGCGUUGGCUUCACUCACUCUGCGGGCAUGUUUGAGGCAGAUGCAGUGGCUUGCAAUCGCCUGGGAGACAAGAUGGUGGUGCUAGACCUGUUCAACCCUGGUGGCCCCUCCCAUACUAGCCUCACUGACGAGAUACAGGACGUAUAUCUGUUUGAGGGGAAAUACAUGGACGGACGACUUUCUUGCAAAGUCAUCAAGCGUAUCCUACCAUCAGACGAGUUUGACAUCAACCUCAACCAAGACCUCUAUGUUCUGUUUGGCAAGCGAUCAAAGAACGCCUCUACUUUGGACAUUCUCAAUGCUCACGAUUUUGCCCAUCUCCCUGAGAUCAGUGACAAAAAAAUAAAUAUUACCUAUGGCAACGGAACAGCAACUGGAGAGAACAAGGACUUUGAGAAUGCUCUUGUGAAGACUCACGCUUCACUCAUGUUAAUAACAUGGCCGUUGUUAGUUGUGACGGCCAUUUUCUUCCCUGUGUUCAUGAAGCCGGCCCUACCUAGUGGAGGAUGGUUUCAGAUCCACCGUGCUCUGAUGCUGACGUCUGUGGUUGUGGGGGCGGUUGGUUUCGCCUCAGUGUUUAUCGGUCAUAUCCAUAAAGCCACUCCCGGGCUUAUUCCACUCGGUCAGGGGAAGGUACUAAAUACGGCUCAUUUCUCUGUGGGAAUACUUGUGAUGGCCCUGCACCUGGUCAAUCCAAUCAUCGGUCUCCUGCGAUGUAACCCAGACAACCCCAGGAGGUGGAUAUUUGACCUCCUCCAUGGGAAGGUGGUGGGUCUCAUCUCUUUGCUGCUAGCACUUGUCAACAUAGCCACGGGGGCUUAUUUGCUGGACCCGAGCAUUCGCGUAUUCUGGGUGGUGAUGGCUUGGGAGGUGGUGUUCCUGGUAACUGUGCUCGCGUUCUUGACCACCUUCUCUUUCCUAGCAGCAAGGUCGCCCUCAACAGAGCGAGCCUUACGAGCCCCCUCAACCAUUCAGGCACUGUUCAAGACGGGCUCUCUUCUCGGAGGCUUGUCUUGUCUGAAGAGGGGGAAGCUGGAAGAAAUAACUCCCUUGAUUUCCAGUGGUGUGACUGGAGACAACAAACUGCGUUGGGCUAGUUUCUACUUUCUUACUCUUGUUUCUGUAGCGCUAGUGGUGGCUGCUGUUGUACUUACUGCAGUGACAACACGUACAUGAUGUGUUAAGUUUUAUAUUUUUAUAUGGAGACAAAAAACUGCGUUGGACUAGAUUUAGUUUAUUUUCUCAUGUAUCUCUGUAGCGCUAUAUAUAGAGUAGAUCAUAACUAUUGUCUUACUGCUUUGAAAAAGCAUGCAGUUAUGUGGAUGUUGUGUAAAGUGAA